Molecule: messenger RNA, 2973 nt
Organism: Nanorana parkeri
Lineage: Eukaryota; Metazoa; Chordata; Amphibia; Anura; Dicroglossidae
Gene: CASD1
Product: CAS1 domain containing 1
Exons: 18
Coding region: 106-2487 (793 amino acids)
Cellular component (GO): Golgi membrane
Molecular function (GO): N-acetylneuraminate 9-O-acetyltransferase activity
Source: RefSeq, a predicted model, not a curated record
UCCUAUACCAGCGCUCCGCCCUUCGGCUCCGCCCCCUCCCCGCUGCAGUGCUGCCCCCCCGCGCCCGGGCGUCUCAUUGCACGCUGCUGUCAUGGAGGAGCCAAGAUGGCGGCCCUGGCUUACAACCUGGGCAAACGGGAGAUCAACCAGCAUUUCAGUGUGAGGAACGCCAAGUUACUGGCCCUGAUCGCAGUGUUACUGCUCUCCGCCUGCCAUGCCGUGUCCCGGGCCUACAGCCGAGGAGAUGAUAUGUGCGGGUCUCUUAUAUCCAGCGGCCGCUUCCUGGGGGAAAACGUGUGGCAGCCGUACAGCUGUAUGAUGCACAAGUACAAGUCAAGUGAUGGAAAAAACUGCCUGGCCAAUCAGCGUGUAGUAUUUGUGGGAGAUUCCAGGAUACGUCAGCUGUUCUACGCUUUUGUCAAGAUUCUCGAUCCGCGUACAAAUGAAGAAGGGAACAAGCAUGAGGACAUUUCCUUCAGUGAUCAGACCAACAACAUACGAGUGGACUUUCUGUGGUUUCCCGAGGUGAACACUUCAAUGAAGCAGUUUUUCCUGGCUCUGAGCGAGAGUACGACAUCAAAGCCUCGUCUGGUCGUCGCCGGCGCUGCCACGUGGUCUAUAAAAAUCAACAACGGCAGCGCCGAGUCUCUUGCGCAGUACAGGGUGAACUUGACGGAUAUAGAACCUGUUUUAGGAAAGGUGGCCGACACCAGUGAUGUUUAUUGGAUCUUACAAGAUCCAGUUAAUGAACAAUUGCUCAGUGAAAGUCGUAAAGUCAUCACCAAUGCGAGAAUCAAUGCUUAUAAUGAAAUUGCUGCCUCUAUAUUAAAUGGUACUAAUAGGAGAUCAAGAUCAAAAAUCAAAAUCUUCAGUGUGUCCAGACUGAUCUCAGAGGAGACUAUAGAGCAGUCGUUGGAUGGAUUGCAUAUCCCCGAGACCAGCAGAGUUAUAAACGCCAUGAUCCUCAUGAACUCCUACUGCAACAGGAUAAUGAAGCCCAUCGACGGUUCCUGCUGCCAGCCCACUCCCCCCCUCACCAUCAUACAGAAAUUGGCGGCUUGUUUCUUCACGCUGUCUAUCGCAGCCUACGUGGCAAUCAUCGCGAUCCAGCGGAGCAAACAUCGGAAGAGCAAGAUGUGUACAGACAUCGAGAGCGGGGAGGAGAAGAAACCCGCCACAGCCACCCCUGCCGCCUCCACCCUAGAAGUGGCCCUCUUCUCUUUCUGCAAACUCGGCCUGAUCAUGGGCUACUUCUAUUUCUGUGACCGAGCAAACCUGUACAUGAAGGAGAACAAGUUUUAUACUCACUCUUCCUUCUUCAUCCCCAUCAUCUACAUCCUCGUGCUGGGAGUUUUCUACUAUGAAAGUACAAAAGAGACAAAGCUCCUGAACAGAGAACAGACCGAUGAGUGGAAGGGUUGGAUGCAGCUUGUUAUCCUCAUCUACCAUAUCUCUGGAGCCAGUACUUUUUUACCAGUAUACAUGCAUGUCCGGGUCCUGGUUGCUGCUUAUUUGUUUCAGACGGGCUAUGGGCACUUCUCCUACUUCUGGCUGAAGGGGGACUUUGGACUCUAUCGCGUCGCUCAGGUCCUGUUCCGCCUCAACUUCCUGGUAGUGGUCCUCUGCAUAGUGAUGGACCGGCCGUACCAGUUCUACUAUUUUGUCCCGCUGGUCACCUUCUGGUUCAUGGUGAUAUACGCGUCCAUGGCGCUGUGGCCACAGAUCAACCAGAAGAAGGCAAACGCAAACUACCUGUGGUACGUCGGCCUGAUGUUAAAGCUCGGUUUUCUGCUGCUAUGUAUAUAUCUUUUGUCAUGCUCUCAGGGUUCCUUCGAGAAUAUAUUUUCCCUCUGGCCGAUAACAAAAUUGUUUGAGCUGAACGGUAAUGUCUACGAAUGGUGGUUCAGAUGGUCGUUGGAUCGAUAUGCUGUGUUCUAUGGCAUGCUGGUCGCCUUCACUUACCUGGCUUUACAGAAGCAGCAGGUCCUCCAUGAAGGAAAGGGAGAGCCUCUCUUCUGCAGCAGAGUGUCCAACAUCUUACUGUUCGUGUCUGUCGUCUCCUUCCUGACUUACUCAAUCUGGGCCAGCAGUUGUAAAAACAAGUCGGAUUGUAACGCGAUGCACCCCUCAGUCUCUGUUGUACAGAUUUUAGCCUUUGUCCUGAUUAGGAACAUUCCUGGAUAUGCUCGCUCCGUGUACAGCUCCUUCUUCGCCUGGUUUGGUAAAAUAUCCUUAGAACUCUUCAUCUGUCAGUACCACAUUUGGCUGGCGGCAGACACCAAGGGCAUCCUGGUCCUCAUCCCGGGCAACCCGGUGCUCAACAUCAUCAUCAGCACUUUCAUCUUCGUGUGUGCGGCCCACGAAAUCUCCCACAUAACCAACGACCUGGCCCAGAUCUUCAUACCGAAGGACGGCUCGGCCCUUCUCAAGAGGUUACUGUGCAUCACCGCCUUCUUUUUCAUACUCCUGUUUUUAUCGUCACUAUAACAUUACCAGAAGACAUAGACCAUCUCCCCGCGGACCCCUGAGCCGGCGGGCCUGGCAGCCACGUCAGGGUUUUUUUUUUUUUCUUGGCUUAUUUUGUAAAUAGAUAAACUAUAGGAAGCGGACCGAACCGGGGCAGAAUCUGCCUCAUCCGCGUCCAUGAACAGCCCUGAACGGGAAGACUGUUCCUUUUCCACUUCCGUUCCCAAGUAAAGCUGCACGCGGAGAUACCUCCGACUUUUUUUUUUUGUCGUGGUAUUCGGAGGUCCAUCUUGCGAAGCACCACUGACUACACAAGCUGUGAACAGUUGUAGCUGAUCCUUGUGGGAGAACGUUGAAGUGAUACCAGUACGCCGUUGUUUUAAAAAAAGAAGAGAAGGAACCUUUAAGAAAGUAUGCGGUGUGUGUUAAAUGCAAUCCUUUGCCGGAAUAAUGAGGUUUUAAUAUGUGUAAUUGAACAUAAUUGAAGUUUAUAAUUUAUUUCUUAGG